Messenger RNA from Lactuca saligna, 756 nucleotides. NCBI's taxonomy places the organism in Eukaryota, Viridiplantae, Streptophyta, Magnoliopsida, Asterales, Asteraceae. The record is from the annotation of a GenBank genome assembly.
AUGGAACCUAUUUUGAAUGAUGUAAAGCUAGAGGGUGGAUCAGUGAUUGUGAAACUGAUGCAAAUUGAAUUGAAAAACCCUAAUACCGGAGUUUGUGAAGUUCCUACUUCAUUACAAGAAAUUCUUGAUGCUGGUGAUGUUCCAAAGAGGGGAAGAACAAAGAGAAAAGUGAAAGCAACUGAGGUUCUUUCAAAGAAAUUUAAGCCGCAAAGAAAACCUAAAUCUAAAUCGGCUGUGAUGGAUGAGGAUUCGGAAGAGAUAACUAAAAGUGAUGUUCGGGGUGAAAAUACUUUUGCGAAAGAUACUGCGACCCCAUUGAAAGUUUCACUAAAGGCUUCAGAAAAAAUUACUCCACAUGUACUUUCGAAGGUAUCUACUCCACUUUCAUCAUCUAUUCUUAAAUCUACUCAAACUCCACUCAAGUCUGAUAUUUUUGAUCAAAUGUUGAAUGAACCAUUGCUUGAUCUUUAUCAAACACCACCACUUCCUCUACCAUUUAACACAAAUGUUUCGAUCCAAACUAAUAUUUCACCUCUUCCAAACACCAAUUCUGAAUCAACAAUGCCAACCCAAACCACUUUACAUAUACCAACUCUAAUUUUCACUUCAUCUACUACAAAUCCUUCUGUGACUAAAGCUAAAACAAAAAAAUCCCACCAGAAGCUCCUACUUUCCAAUCCUUUAUGGAGGAGAAUUGGACUUCAAGCAUCCCUAGAAACACAUCUAAUAUGGAUCCAAAUGUCAACAUUAGUGUGA